GUCUCGCCCGCGGGACCUUCAGCGCUGGUCGGCCCUGUCUGGCACUGCGCCUUCCUGACACGUGCAGCACCCUUCCUUCCCUCCUAAAUCACCUACAGCUGCGUCCUUUCCUCUUCGCCUUCACUUACUACUGAGUUGCACGUGUUGUCUCUUCCUCCUCCUCCUCCUUUUGGUUUUCAGCACCUUUACUCACAUCUCCAUGUGGUAUUCUUUUCAUUUUAAGUUUCUAAGUGCUUCUUCAUCUUCGUCUUCCUAAAUCAACACGUGCUGUCUUCUUUCUCCUGUUAUCACUUAGUUUGCAUGUGCUGUCUCAUCGUAGUCGUUGUCCUCCUCCUCCUCCUUUUGUAAUAGCUACUUUCGCUCACCCAUAACCUCUACAGACACGCCAAUACAACACUUCUUCACUAUACCAGUGGCCACCUGCCCUGCAUGCAAGAAUGUAGCGGCCCUCUCGUGACACCCAGCCUAGUGGCCUGACCUCAUCUCACCUUCACACCUCCACCUGCCGUCGUUCCCCUGUGGACGGGAGACUGAGAGACGCUGAGAAACGAAUAUCAAGUGGCAGACUCAGAUGGUGGUAAUGCCGUGGGGACAACGGUGUCUCCUCCUGAAGGCGAUUUUGGGAAGCGUCCUCCUUUUCCUCCUCACCCUCACUAGUGCUUCCUCGGGGGAGAGGUGGCCAAGCAGCGGCUCCUUCCCUCACACCUCUAAGGACAUACGCCACCACCUCCACGCUGCCCACAGGUACAGGGGAUCAGGUCACCACAAGCACCAGGCCAUAGACACCAACAACAUUUCCUCCCUGCUGGACAACCUCCUGCAGGGCUACGACCAGCAGCUACGACCCUCGCACGGCGGUGCUCCUACCACCGUGGAGAUCGACAUCGAAGUUCGCAGCAUGGGUCAAAUCUCCGAAAUGGACAUGAGCUUCUCGAUGGACUGUUACUUCCGCCAGUCGUGGGUGGACGAGCGCCUGGCCUUUCCACUGCCGGGCGAGCCGUUCACGCUGUCCCUCACGGUGCUGGACAAGCUCUGGAAGCCCGACACAUACAUCCACAACGGCAGACAGAGCCACGUCCACCUCCUCACCGCACCCAACAAGUUUAUCCGACUCUACCGCAGCGGGAGAAUACUCUACUCCACCAGGCUGACCAUCAACGCCUAUUGCCCCAUGAGUCUCCACAACUUCCCAAUGGACACCCAGCGAUGCCCCCUCAAGAUGGGCUCCUCAGUCGCCUACACGACGCGGGACGUUGUGUACCGCUGGAACGAUGAUCGCCAGGUGGUCAUCGCACCCGACCUCAUGCUGUCCCAGUUUGACCUGAUUGCCACCCCGUCAGGCUUUGAGAACACCACCAGGCGAACAGGAGAGUUUUCGACGCUCCUGGCCAACUUCCACCUGCAGCGGCACAUGGGCAACUUCCUGAUCCAGGUGUACGGGCCGUGCAUGCUACUGGUGGUGCUUUCCUGGGUGUCCUUCUGGCUCAACAGGGAGGCCACGGCGGACCGCAUCUCCCUCGGCAUCACAACGGUGCUCACCAUGACCUUCCUUGGCCUGGAGGCGAGAACGGACCUCCCCAAAGUGUCAUACUCCACGGCCCUCGAUCUGUUCGUGUGGCUCUCCUACGGCUUCAUCUUCGCCACCAUCAUUGAGUUCGCCUUCGUGCACCUCUUCACCAAGGUGGGCUCCGGUGAAGUGUACGAGUGGGAGGAGGAGGAAGAGGAGGAGGAGGAAGAGGAAGAAGAGGAACAUGCCCGCGACGACAAUAAUGAUGAGGAUGGUGGUGGAGAUGACGAUGCUGGCUUUGAUGACAAUGACGUGGAGGAUGAUGACGCGAUGGCACAACGACAGGCAAUGGUGACACACACCAUCUUGUCCACAAGAAAGAGAGAGAAAACCCAUUCGUUUGAGGAACAAAACGACACAAGCGGCUACCCGUACCCGCUCUCUCCUUCACCUCUGCCACCACCAAUUCCGAGUUGCAGCAGCAAGGCCCCCUCACUGGCUGAACCAACCCACCCUGCCUCUCGACUAUCCUCCACCGCCAAUGCACCCUUCACUGUGUGUCGAAGAAGGAAAGUGUUGCAAACAGCCAUGCCGACGACCUCCACUUCCCUCACAUCUAGGAGACGGAAAGGAGACGUGGGGCAGCCAGCACAGGGGCGGCAGCAGUGCUGCGUUAAACACACUAUCAACUCAGUGUCCUACAUUGACGAGGCCUCCAGGGUGCUAUUCCCUCUCACCUUCCUGUGCAUAAACCUUCUGUACUGGUGCACCUACCUGCCUGCUGAUUAACCUAUCACCCCUAACAGCCUACCGAUUAACACCACCAUGCACCUUCACCACCUGCUUGCUACCUAACCCUCCAUCAACCACUACCAACACCCCUGGGCUGUUGCCUAACCCCCAUUAACCCCUAACCCACCACUACUACCACCCCUGGGCUGCUGUUUAACCCCCCAUCAACCCCUAACCCAUCACUACCGCCACAUGCCUGCUGCCAAACCCGUCUUCAUUUGCCUCCUCAUGCAUGCAGCACCACUAGAGCCAAGGAGUUUAGGAUGCAUCUUUUAGACUCCUCGACCACCACCACUAACAGACUGCCUAAUAAAACACAACACUCUGUCUGCUAUUUGGACCACCUCCACCACUACCUAUCCCACCCCCCACAUUCACUUUCCUGAUGAUUAUUAAGGCUGGGCGGUAUCGGUAUCGGUAUCGGUACCGGCACGGUGCGGUAACGGUACAAGACUGCUCAGUACUGGUACCAGUACUGGCCAUCAUCAGUCUUCACAACUCACACCCGCCUCAGUCGCUCAGGUACUCAGUUCCUCCUCACACGAAUAAGAGCCUGAGCGAAUAAACUU
Messenger RNA from Eriocheir sinensis (Chinese mitten crab), 2868 nucleotides. Its product is annotated as gamma-aminobutyric acid receptor alpha-like. The transcript is spliced from 13 exons. Gene Ontology annotation, cellular component: neuron projection; synapse; membrane. The coding region runs from base 572 to 2296 and encodes 574 amino acids. NCBI's taxonomy places the organism in Eukaryota, Metazoa, Arthropoda, Malacostraca, Decapoda, Varunidae. The record is from RefSeq and is a predicted model, not a curated record. Gene Ontology annotation, biological process: chemical synaptic transmission; signal transduction; monoatomic ion transmembrane transport. Gene Ontology annotation, molecular function: GABA-A receptor activity; extracellular ligand-gated monoatomic ion channel activity; neurotransmitter receptor activity.